AUGGUUAAAGGAACUGCAUCCCAGAGCAGCCUUUUCGAUUACUUGAUAUAUGGGAAUUUAAUCCUGCACCGGUUCCAUCCAGGCAGCUGUUUUUUUUUUUAUUCUUGCAGAAUUUUGAAAGAUGGUGCAACACCGACGUACGCAUCAAAAGGAAGAAUUGUGAAUUCCCAAAUCAAAGCCAAGGUCACUCCGACCUCGUCGUCUCAGUUGGGUCAAUUCCUUGGGAUUCCUGAGCCCACUCGUUCCGAUCUUUCCAAGCUCAUCUCCCGGUUCACCAAGCUCAACAAUCGCCAUCCGGAAAGGAAGAGAUAUUGUGUUCUUAAAGAACACUCUCUGAAGGGUUUUUUUUUUAGCUUGAUGGCUCCCCUAAUUCGCUGUCAAUUGCAAAGAAAAAAAUAA
Linum tenue is the source of this 399-nucleotide messenger RNA. NCBI's taxonomy places the organism in Eukaryota, Viridiplantae, Streptophyta, Magnoliopsida, Malpighiales, Linaceae. The record is from the annotation of a GenBank genome assembly.